AUGGGCAAGAAACACAAGACCAAAUCUGACAAGGGGGACGACACCGGGAAAGCUACAGAAGCCAAUAAUGAGGCUGCCAAAUCGACAAGCCAGCUGCCAUUCCUCUCCGGAGACGCGCCCAUCAAUCCAUCAUUGGCGUCGCUGUUUGAGAAGAGUGCUGGCCCAGUCAAGGCUCCGUCCGUGCGGUAUUCUACACAACCUGCCAUGUCAGGGGCCUUGGAACCAAAGAGCAAAGAGGAAGAUGGAGGCGACAAGGAAGACGAGUCCUCAGAUGACAGCGACAAAUCACAACAAGACGAGUCUACGGACAGCGACGAGGAGAUGCAAGACGUCCCCGAUGAGAGCAACGGGGAGCGUGAUGACUCUCAGAAAGCCCAGGUUGCUCAGGAUGCACCAAGCAGGAAACGCAAGAGAGGCGCUACGGCAGAUAAUCUGGAGGGCAGUUAUUUGCAACGGAUCGCACGCGAAGAGCUCAAAGAGGCGGAGAAGCGUCGCGCAGAGAAGGCCAAGAAACGCAAGCUCGAAGGGAAAGCAAGCGAUAGCGAGGCUUCUGCAGACGAAGACGGAGACCAAGCUUCGGAAAGUGACGACGACGAUGGCCCUCCACCAGUUCACGAGACAUUGUCGGGGGAGCGGGAAGCCGCGGAGAUCGAAAAGGCCAAUCGCACCGUCUUCCUUGGCAACGUUUCGAACCUCGCCAUCAAAUCCAAGUCGGCAAAGAAGACUCUGCUGAGGCACCUCUCGUCGUUCUUGUCCACCCUACCUGAAGCGGACCGCCCUCAUAAGAUCGAGUCGAUUCGGUUCCGUUCAACCGCCUAUUCUACGAAGCCGGGUGUUCCCAAGCGCGCAGCAUAUGCGCACAAAGAGCUUAUGGACGCUACCACGCCGAGCACUAAUGCCUACGUUGUCUAUUCCACAACCCUGGCAGCCCAGAAGGCCCCCGCUGCGCUGAACGGGACCGUCGUACUCGAUCGACACUUGCGAGUUGACAGUGUCGCGCAUCCGGCGCCUGUAGACCACAAGCGGUGCGUCUUUGUGGGUAAUCUGGACUUUGUCGACCAGGAGACUGAUGUAUCCGACUCCGAGGAUGAGGAUACUCCCAAGAAGAAGAAGAAGAAGAAGAAGAAGAAGCGCACUCCUGCGGACGUUGAAGAGGGUCUUUGGCGCACUUUCAACGAGCACACUUCGGCGGGAGGGAAGCCAGCCACGGACAGAGGGAACGUCGAGUAUGUUCGGGUGGUGCGGGAUCGCGCAACCCGGGUGGGAAAGGGAUUUGCCUACGUGCAGUUCUACGACCCCAACUGCGUGGAGGAAGCUCUGUUGCUGGAUGGGAAGAAAUUCCCUCCGAUGCUGCCCCGCAAGCUUCGUGUGGUCCGCGCCAAGAAGGUCAAGAAGAAGCGUGAGGCUGAGAAGAGUGGUAAGGCUGGGGAACUUGACAGUGCGCAGAGUACGCUCCAUGGCCGGGCCGGAAAGCUGCUUGGCAGGGCGGGAGCCGCGAAAUUGAAAGAGACAGACAACGCCAAGCCGUUGGUGUUUGAAGGAACGCGAGCUACCGAGGACGGACCCCGACUGAAGGUGAAGACCAAGAGCCGGGGAGCGAAGGGGAAGAAGCCCAAGAACCGAAGCACUCGGCGUGCGGCGGCAUUCCGGGCAGCAGGCGGAAAGCCUCGAAAGGCUAAAUAA
Rasamsonia emersonii CBS 393.64 is the source of this 1683-nucleotide messenger RNA. RefSeq names its product Nucleolar protein 12. The record is from RefSeq and is a predicted model, not a curated record. Bases 1 to 1683 code for a protein of 560 amino acids. The transcript has 2 exons. Gene Ontology annotation, molecular function: RNA binding. NCBI's taxonomy places the organism in Eukaryota, Fungi, Ascomycota, Eurotiomycetes, Eurotiales, Trichocomaceae.